Messenger RNA from Erinaceus europaeus (western European hedgehog), 1165 nucleotides. RefSeq lists its product as uncharacterized. NCBI's taxonomy places the organism in Eukaryota, Metazoa, Chordata, Mammalia, Eulipotyphla, Erinaceidae. The coding region runs from base 1 to 933 and encodes 310 amino acids. The record is from RefSeq and is a predicted model, not a curated record. The transcript has 2 exons.
AUGCGCUCGGGAGCUCGGGGUGCAGCUCAGCGGGCAGACUCCGGCCGAGCCGCCAGCCCCCCAGGCUGGUCCCCGUCCCCGCCAAGUCUCCAGAUGGCGGGUCGCUACGCUCGCCCGCGGCCCCCGGACUCCGCCGCUGCAACACGCCCCCCCCACGACCCACCGCCCCACCCCCAACUCCGCGGUGCAGGCCCGGCGGGGAGGGCCCCGAGGAGGGAGCAGUGCGGGGCGGGGAAUCCCUUACAGCGCACUGGGGCCCUGGCCUUCCCGCGCAACCGCCUCCACUGCCACCAGCGGUGCAGCCGGACGGCGAAGCCGCCGUACCCGUGCGCCCGAGGGACCGCGGAGCCGCACCACCGGGAGGGGGCGCCCAGCACCCUGGAGCUGGAGGCGGGCGCUGCCUGGGCUCUCCGCCCGGCCCAGGGAAAGUCAAUCUUGGCCGGAAAGGUGCCCCCUUCUGUCAGAGAGAGGAAUAGAGGGUGUGCCUCCGGAGGGAACCCCGAGAAUCCCUGCAAAAAUGUGCGACUGCUCCAGGGGACCUGGAUGAUCCAUUACCCUGGCCAGGCAGAGCCUCUAAGCAGCUCAGCGCCCAUCCGCCCGGAGAUGGCCGGCGACACCCAGGACUCGCUCAUGGCUGGCUGGACCACCUCUGUAACCAUCUGUGCUCUCACUCACCACCUCCCCAGCCCGCCUGAGCUCCCCCCUCCCGCCAAGUCGAGAUUCCCUCGCGGACUAGACGGAAAGCUCCAGGCAGUGUGGACAGAGCAGCCCGAGUCCAGUUACCUGGCUUCUUCCCUCCCACCUGCACCCCAACUCUUCCGGGUCUGGGAUCUGGGGUUCAAUUGCCAGGAGGUGCCUGUCCAGCGCUUUCCGAGGUCCGAGGCGCCUUCGCUGCAGCUUGCUCACCCCAAGUUGGGGUCCGUGGGGAGCUGAGGCCCCUCUCCCCAGCGUGUAUCCUUCUGAGCCUGGCUUCCGUCAGGCCACCCCAGGCAGCUAGCUGAGCGCCUCCUGGGAGGCUCCACGUCUAGAGCUCUCCAUCGGAGCGAAGCUGCAUCCCUCCUCUGCCCUUGACAGAACUCGGGCUCCCCAAAAGCACGGAGUCGGUGAGCCCGCUGGGUGGCCGAAUUCCAGCUUGAGGUCCCUCAAGUGCUUGGAGAUACCUUGC